AUGGAUCUAGGGAGCUACAAAUUGCUCAAUCAAGCGCGACAUCAUAGUACUGAUUACUAUGGUCGCGCCAAAAGGAAACCUUGGAUUCUCGCCCUGUCAACAGCUAUUGUCUUUACCGUCAUUCUACUGUACAAUUCUUCGCCGCCUGUGGCGCCAUACACAUCUACAUAUAACAAGACGUCCUGUGACCACCCGGUCUUGCAACUCACGAGGAAUGCCCAAAGUGCCUUCAAUGCCACACUGAAACGACAGUCCAAAACAUUCAAGGAAGCGGUUGUGGAAUACAAACGCCGCUACAAAAUGCCACCUCCCCCUGGCUUCCAGGAAUGGUACAAAUUUGCCAAAGACAGGGACACUAUAUUGAUCGAUGAAUUUGAUAUCAUUCACCAUGCCCUGCUACCCUUUUGGGGAGUUUCGCCUAGUAUUCUCCGGGCACAAACACGGGAGGAUAUGGGGUAUGCUGAUAAUGGAUUCAUGACUAUCUGCAUACGAAAGGGUAGAGCAUUUUGUGAAAGAUCAACCCAUCUGUACCAGCGUGCAGGAAUAAUCGACAUUCUCGGAUUGUUUGCUAAGUGGCUACCUGAUAUGGACUUGCCGUUCAAUGAGCAUGACGAACCACGGGUUGUUGUACCACAUCAAGAGUUGAGUCAGAGGGUUUUCCUUGGUAGAGAAGCCCUUGCUCGUCUGUCUGGGGUCUAUUUCCCAAGCCAGAAGUACACGGUGUCAUAUCCUCUUCUUGACGAGCCCCCGCCGGUGUCGGUGACCCGAUACAAAUUUUUCCAGUUUCAAAAUAAUUGGUCUCUUUCAACUGCGUCUUGUCCCCCAGACUCACCGGCCAAAAGCAUUGGUGGGAAUGCGACGGACGACACAGCCUCGUACGCAAUUGAGCCUCUGGGAUUUAUCUACAAUCAAACAGCUUUUAGUGAUGUCUGCAUGAGCCCGUCACUUCGGCACCGCCUAGGCCUGUUUGAAAGUCCAAAUACAUUAAAGCUUACAGACGAACUGACUCCUGUGUUCUCGAGCUCAUUGCCUUCUUCCUUCCAGGAUAUCCCAGUGCCAUCACUGUGGUACCAUGAGAAACAGUCGUCCUAUGAUGAAGAAAACGAUGUUGAAUGGGAAGACAAAUCGCACUCACUGUAUUGGAGAGGUGGGAACACUGGAGGGCAUACCAAUGAAGAUACAUGGAAAAACACCCUACGGCAGCGAAUCGUCGGAAAUAUAACACACCCAAGCUCGGCGCAGUACAUUCUUCGACAUAAGAACGACUCAACGGCGCCACUAUGUGGCGAAAGUGACCGCAGUGGCGGUUGGGAUGCUCAAAUGGCCGGACUGGGGGAAUACGACGAACAUUUCGAUAUCAAAUUUACGACUAUAAGUCACUGCGAGCAAAGCUGUGAUUCACAGAAGGUAUUCUUUGGCGGCGAAGCUGAAGUGGAAGACCCGAGUGAGGCUUGGAAACAUCGAUAUCUCCUUGACAUGGAUGGCUGGGCAUAUAGCGGUCGAUUUUACUCAUUCAUGAACAGCAAGAGCCUGCCUAUGAAGCUGUCGGUCUUCCGGGAAUGGCACCAGGACAUUUUGAUUCCAUGGGUGCAUUACGUUCCCCUCAAUAAAGACGCUGACGAAGUUGUGGAGUUGAUUCGAUACUUUGAACAUGACCCCGUCGGGGGUACCAUUGCACAGAAAAUAGCAGCUGAGGGGAGAAGUUGGGCGAAGCGGGCUCUCAGAAAUGAGGAUAUGGAAGUUUACAUGUUUCGUCUUCUUUUGGAGUACGCUCGUCUGCAAGAUGAUGAUCGGGAGAUAUUGGCUUACAAGGGCUGA
Molecule: messenger RNA, 1818 nt
Organism: Penicillium soppii
Lineage: Eukaryota; Fungi; Ascomycota; Eurotiomycetes; Eurotiales; Aspergillaceae
Exons: 2
Coding region: 1-1818 (605 amino acids)
Source: RefSeq, a predicted model, not a curated record